Molecule: messenger RNA, 4594 nt
Organism: Cryptotermes secundus
Lineage: Eukaryota; Metazoa; Arthropoda; Insecta; Blattodea; Kalotermitidae
Gene: Oga
Product: protein O-GlcNAcase
Exons: 17
Coding region: 272-3097 (941 amino acids)
Biological process (GO): glycoprotein metabolic process
Molecular function (GO): beta-N-acetylglucosaminidase activity
Source: RefSeq, a predicted model, not a curated record
UGGUGUGUAGCACGAAUGGAAAGGUCGGUAAAUGUGGGGGUGAAGUUAUUAAACAGCUGAAGGAAUGGGUUAGAGAAAUCCUAAGCCAAUAUUUCGGUUAUUUCAUAUCUAGAUAACUGCCGUGCCCGGUAAUGAAUUUGUUGCAAAUUGUGUUCCGUGUUAUAGUGUAGUUUGUGCCGGAAAUACUCGAGCGCUUUCGAAUAUACAGGCGAACCUCGUAUAGACAAUAGGUGUUUUUCAAGAGACGCCAACGGCAAGUCUCAAUAGGAAAAUGGCGGAUAACAAGAGUACAGCUAUUGACAAUUUGCAUACCAAAAACGGGAACUUUAUUUGUGGAGUUGUGGAAGGUUUUUAUGGAAGACCCUGGACUACAGAACAGAGAAAAGAUUUGUUCCAAAAGUUGAAGAAAUGGGGAAUGGAUUCAUACCUUUAUGCUCCAAAGGAUGACUAUAAGCAUCGUGCCUAUUGGCGAGAGCUGUACACUGUAGAAGAGGCUGAACAUCUCACAGGACUGAUCUCCUCAGCCCGGGAUCAUGGCAUCACAUUUUACUAUGCUCUGUCCCCUGGUCUGGAUAUAACCUACUCUAGUGCCAAAGAAGUGGCUGCAUUGAAGCGAAAACUGGAACAGGUGUCUCAGUUUGGCUGCGCUGCCUUUGCACUUCUUUUUGAUGAUAUUGAGCCAGAAAUGUGCGAGGCAGACAAAGAAGUGUUUCAGUCAUUUGCUCAUGCUCAGGUAUCUGUCAGCAAUGAAGUGUUUCAGCAUCUGGGCCAACCACGUUUUAUGUUAUGUCCAACACAGUACUGUGCGGCUCGUGCCACUCCUAAUGUCCAAAACUCGGAAUACCUCAAUACACUAGGAUCUAAACUUGCUCCUGAAAUAGACAUAAUGUGGACAGGUCCGAAGGUAAUUUCUCGGUUAUUAACGGUUGAAUCAAUAGAAGAGAUAACAGACGUGUUGCGCCGCCCUCCAGUGAUUUGGGAUAAUCUGCACGCCAAUGAUUACGACCAGAAACGUGUAUUUCUGGGACCUUAUUCAGGACGUUCUCCGGAUCUUAUUCCUAAGUUAAGGGGUGUGCUCACAAAUCCCAACUGUGAAUAUGGAGCUAACUUUGUGGCCAUUCAUACGCUAGCACAGUGGAGCAGGUGUAAUGUGGAUGGCAAGAGAGACCCCAGUAUUAAUGAUUCAGUGAGCGCCGAUAUCAAACUAGAGACUGAGACUGAAGAUGGUGGAAUUGGAGAGGAUGUUCCGUCUACUCUCUCCCCCAACAUGUACCAUCCUCGACGUGCCCUUCGAAAUGCCAUAAAUGAGUGGUUAGAGGAGUUCAGUAGGCCAAAAGCAGUGUGGGGUCCCAUUGCCAAACCUCAACAGUUGGUUGCUGCUGCCGUUCCUGUUCCCAUUAUUCCUUCUGUCAACACUUGUAUGAGUGUGACAACCACCACCACUACCAGCUGCUCGUCUGGCAGCAUUCCAGUUGUUAAUUCAAAUCAGCUGCAAGCCUUGGCAGAAGUAUGCAGCUCGGUCACCAGCAAUAACACAGACAGCUUGAUACAACCAAGCCCUGGUGCAGUUAUGAAUUCAUUGGUCUCGGAAACCAAGGUCAUAUGCAAUGAUUCUACUAAGUCCAGCCCCCUUGUUAGCAGUGGGAUCACUACCACCAGUACAUCCACAGGUGAACCCAUGGACUGUAACCCCACACCGCCUCACUCUUCUCCCACGCAUACAGCCAAGAGUUCCUUAGAAGGGGGUGAAGACAUCUCCAUGGCUGAGACAGGGUCUUCAACAACUGGAACGGGGACAAGUAUGCAGGUCGAACCUGUUCAGCCCACAAAUAAUUGCAGCUCAAGUACGAUGAUAGUGGAAUGUACGAACGAUGGCAGUACCAGUCUGCCAGAAAGGACAGGAAAGGACCAGCUAACCCAUGAAGAUCUUGCCUUAUUGUGUGACCUGUUCUACCUUCCAUUUGAACAUGGUGGUCAAGGAUUGCAGCUGCUACAUGAAUUUAAUUGGUUAAAGAGUAAUGCUCAUCUUGUGACGCAUGCCAACUGCUUGAAAAAGAAUGCAGCAGAAGAUAAGGAAGCACCCAACAAGCCAGAGGUUGUUGAAUGGAUGGAGCGUGCUGUCCGUUUGGAAGAUAUGAGCUGUGCCCUGAAUAACCUCUUUCGAAGACUGACAUUUUGUGCCAACAGGGAACUCUUGUAUGACCUGUACCCUUACGUGUGGGACAUGCGUGGUGUUGUAUCACUUCUCAAUUCCUAUGUGAAAUGGCUUGCGAGUGGCCAGUUCCCACACAUGAUGGCAACCUUCACACUUGGCAGCUAUACAUGGUUUUCCAAGGGCUGGAAGGAGACAUUUAUGAGUGGAGAACAGGAACCGUGGGUUUUCAGGGGAGGCCUGACGGCAGAUCUGCAAAGAUUGCUUCCGGUUGACUCAGGAAAUGAUUUAUUCAUCUACAAACCACCAGAUGUUCCAAGCAGCAAAAUCUAUACUAUCCGCCCAUACUUGGCAGCGGAUGAGAGCCAUGUAUAUGACAUUUGCCGGCGCACAUGUAUGGAUGGCAUGGAUGGAACCGACUGUUUCCGAGAUGAUCCCGAUCUUGUCGGCAACAAGUUGGUCGGCGGCUUCCUGUCAUUAACGCCCGAAUUCUGCUUUGUGGUAGAGGAUGACAUUGGUUUGGUAGGUUAUGCUUUGGCUGCUCUGGAUGCAAAACAGUUUCAUAAGAAACUGGAAAUAGCCUGGCUUCCUGAAAUGUGCCGUAAAUAUCCUCAACCUGAGAAGAGAACCGGGGAGACACUGUCCAGCGCAGAGGAGCUGAAAAUGUGGUUCCACACUUACAAGGGAGAAGUUCCAGAGUCCAUACAUAAUCAGCACCCUUCUAUCAUGUGUUGUUCCCUGUUAACAAGUGUUUUUGACCAGAGUGUGGCGAAGAGAUUAGUUACCUGUCUUCUGGCAGCUCUUAGAGCCAAUGGUUCGUUCGGCGUAUAUGUACCGGUGAACUCCAAGGACCGAUACAUGAUUGAAUUUUAUGGCAAAUUAGGGUUUUUGGAACUUUGCCCCGGUAUCAGUCCAGAUACAGUAUAUGUGGGACGAGCAUUCUGAGCAUAAUCAUCAUUCCACUUUUGUUUUAUAGAUACAUCACAGACAUAUAUAUAUACUCGUGUAUAUAUAUAUAUAUAUAUAUACACAGUCUGCAGAACCUGAUGCUGCAAUUUGUUUGGCAGCAAUGCACAUUAAUGUGUUGGGAUUUUGAUCUUAAUUAUUGCUCUGUAUCAUAACCCCUUUUUCUGCAUAAUAUUGGUACAUCAAGUUACCAAACCCAUGCAGGACAAGUGUUUGAGAUUUAAGAUAGCAGCAUUUUACAAGUCAGACCAUAGAAAGUUUUCAGACUUAACAGUAAUUUCAUAUCUUGAAAUUAUAUCUACAAGUAUUGAAUAAUGAUAUAAUUAGAUAAAUGAAGAUUACAUACACAGAAGGAAUUAGCAGAUUGGUAUCAGACAAUGUGUUUAGUAAAAUGAUCAUAUUGGUUCCAGCAGCAUAUGGGACAAACUAUUUAAGUGUUCUCAAAUAUAAUACAACUUCCAUUUUGAAAAACUGGGGAAGAAAAAGCGAAUUUGAGUUUGAACACAGUCAGUUUUGUGGCACAUAAAACAGGUCAUCAUUCUGGAAAGUAUAGAAUUUCACUGUUUACCAUUUCUUAUCAUUUUGAAUAUGACACUUCAGAAAUCUCAUUAGGUUUCUACAUACGGAUCCUCUUCAUCCAUUCUCACACAUUACAGCCCUUUGAGGGACACUUUGAAACCACUGUUUCACUAAGCAUGCUCGCUGUGAACUGAGAAAGUUUCGGAAAGUUAUCUUUAGAGUAAGCAUAAUAAUAGUCUAGAGGUAUGUUUUAUCAGCAAAGGUCCAGACUGUAAUUCUGACUGAUGACACUUGUACCCACUGAAACACUGCCGUUCUAUUGUAACUAAAUGAGAACAGUUUUGCAUUUGGUUUUCAUAGAAACAGGAAUGACAAACAUUGCCUUGCUUAGACUAAUUAUGUAAUGAUGAUUUGUAAGACUUGGCAGAGACAGAACUCUGUAUGAGGAAUGUGAUUUCAAAAAUGGUGAUAUCACUGCCAGCUUCUGUGGACCGUCUUCUACAGUUACUAUAACUCCAGAACCUUCUUCAGUCUUUCAUGAUGUAGGAAAAUAAUAUCUCAUUUGUAUGUUUUCACUAUUUCUGGUUAAAUGUAUUAGUAACGUUUAUAUAGACACUUGUCUUGUGCCAUGUAACAGUUGUUUCUGAUAUUGUCUGUGGUAAACGUAUGACAUCGAACUGUAAGGAUGCGACAUGUCUGUAAAACUAUUUACUAAUGCAGAUCCUAUUUUCAGUGAAUUCGUACGUAGCUCAUGUCUACCUGUGCAUCCAUUCAUAUUUCGUCCCUAAAAUUAUUUAAUGAAUUUUGAUUAAAUUUGAUGUAGAAAAUACAUUUUAAAAGCUGUAGCUCAAAAUUAAUUAUGGUCCAUAUCACAAGUAUGUGGGGGCAUGUGGUAGUGUAGUUGGUUGUGACACUAUACUACAAGCCGGAAGGUUGCGGGAUCGAAUCCCGAUGAUG